GGGACCAAGCAUGCAGCACGGAUGACGAUUCCCAAUGAUCGAGGCAACAUAAUCAACACCGCCAGCAUCGCUUCGACAUUUGGUGGAGCUGCGUCAUACGCUUACACAAGUUCAAAACAUGGUAUGCUUGGCCUACAGGACCGCAAGUUGAAGCAUGAGAUGGUCUGGUCCGGAGUUAAUGCCUCUGGCAUAAUAUCGCUAUCAUCAGGGUUGGACUUGUCGGGGCUUUUCACGGGGGAGAAGAGGAAGGAAAAGAGAUAUGGUUCAACAGCCUCGGUUGAGAGGGUGGUGGAAAGGGUCAUGAGAGGGGUGGCGGAGAUAGUGAAGUUGUUCUCGUUGGUGGAGGUGGGGCUGGCGAAGGGUAAGGCGGAGUUUGAGGAUGGACAGUGGAGGGAUUUGGAGGCUGAGCUUGGGGACUUUAUUGUUUCUUGGCACACAGAUUCAGUGGAGAACUAGAGGAGAAGCUAUACAUAAUACAUCGCAGUUUCUUUUGAUUUUUAGUCUUUUCGAUGUAUUUUCUAUUUUUCUUUUUGGUGGUUUCAAAAUGUCCUCGAAAAUUCAGCAAUGAUACACACUACUUAAAAUAUCACUGCAAGAUACGUAUAUAACAUUAUAAGUGAAUGGUAAAUAAAAGAAUUAAAUUAUA
Messenger RNA from Rubroshorea leprosula, 646 nucleotides. NCBI's taxonomy places the organism in Eukaryota, Viridiplantae, Streptophyta, Magnoliopsida, Malvales, Dipterocarpaceae. The record is from the annotation of a GenBank genome assembly.